AAUAAUUUGGUCACACUGUUUCCACUACACAUUUGACAAAAUUUCAACAAAAAGGUAUAAAUGCAACAGCAAAAGCAUCGCUAUCGCUUGAAAUAUGAGUCGAAAGGGAACGCGAGAUCAAAAUGACAUAUCGCUGAUCAUUGGGACGCUACCAAAACGUCUUCAAAACAAAAUCGCGGCCAGCUGCAGCCACGCAGCAAAAGCCACAGCAACAACAACAACGGCGGAGGAGACAGAGAACGCUGAAAAUGCGGAGCCAGUUGCUCCAAGGCCAGUUACUAUACUGAGCAAUGCAGCUGCAGGUGCAGGAAGAGCCCAGCCCCAUCCCGUUUUGGUUACCAGCGGGAGCGGAAAAGGGCCGCGGGAAUGCGGAAUUCCGGGCAUCCUGCGGGUGGCCACCUCCGUGGCGGCGUCUGGCGGAAAUGCCAACGGACAAGGACAAGGCAAAUUCUCCGGACACAAUGCCCGUCGCAGGGGUCGCAAUCAUCAUCCCGGCAAGGACAAGGAGCAUGCUCCUCCGCAAUCGCCAGUGACGCGCACCCGCUUGACCACCGAGCAUCCCGACUGGUUUGAGCCGCUUCUAGACCUACCCCAUGCCAAAAACAUUGUUCAAUUGUACGAUCAGCUAAUGGUGCUUCAUCAAAGGAAUCUUAUACUAAUAAACUGGAAGAACUUUUGCUAUAUUCAUGACCAGCUGCAGGAUGCCUUUAAGAAGCUUUUGCUGGAGCAGCUUAAGUUCGUCUGCGAGCACAAGGUGGAUGUCUUCUUUUGGAAACUGCUCUUUUACAAUGUGCGGGAUUACCUUAAGCGACAGCAAACGGAUCAGGCGCAUGACCAUAUUUUGCUGCUAAUUGAACAAGCCACCAAAUUUUACCGCCUGGUCUACGACAAACUGAUGGCCAAAUGUGCGGCUUCGUCGCGCUGCGAGAGUGCCCUUAAAGUGGUUGCCCAGCGGCUGCUCAUCUGUCUGGGCGACCUGUCGCGCUACCGAGUGAAUCAUGUCAAGGCUACGGACUACCUGGAGGCGGCUAGAUACUAUCAACGUGCUCAGGAACUUGUGCCUGGAAAUGGAGCACCUUACAACCAACUGGCAGUCAUUUCCAUUUAUCAUCACAAGCGUUUCGAUGCCGUCUACUACUAUGUACGCAGUUUGCUGACUUCCAACUCGAUACAGACGGCCAAGGAAAGCCUGCUGGAUCUGUUUGAUGAGAUUCGGCGCAAGUACGAGGAAACCGAAAUGAAGCAAUCGCCUAUGCACUAUGCAGCACCGAAAAACCAAAAGUCGAAGCCAAUGCGCAAGGAGGUCUGGAUAUAUCCAGACGGAAUUCGACGACUGCAUCGCACCGAUGACAAGGGUACCAAGACGAAGGGCAACAAGGCCACAUUGGCCGAGGUAAAUCGCUACGAAGAGAUGGCCACGGAAGAGCUGCUGCCGCGCAUCGUGUCCCUUUAUCUGUACCUGAUAGGAAAGCUAUACACAGGCACAGAUGUGGACUCGUUAUAUCCGCUGCUAAGAAAACUGCAGAUCCAAAUGGAAGCCGCCGUCAAGCAUGACAACCUGUUGACACGCUCCAAACUGCUGAAAAUAGUGGCACUGAACCUGUUCGUUGUGGAGCACAACAAGCGUAAGACGUCACGCCGCGAGAUGCGUUAUCACAGCUUCAAUUUUGCCAACUCAUUCUUUGGACUCAUUUUGAAAAAAACAAACCAGUUAAUGGCCGAUUUUGUGGAGGCCUCUACAAACAUCCAGUGUCUUCCAGAAGAAGACUUUACUAGUGUCAACACAUAUCUGCAGUAUGUAAAGGUUUAUGUGCAUUGGCUAAGCAUUAACAUUGAGAUAUGGGAACCGGUCAGAACAGAAGAGCACUCGUUCAUCGAUUGCUGGGCAGAGCUAUCAACCCUUUUUGAGUACAUUGAAUGUGUUUUGGGAAAGCAGAAGUUGGAGAAGAAAGAAAUUAUUUUGGAUGAAGAGUUUGCCCUGAGCGGCUUUAAUCCUUUGGGUCGUGAAACGAUAGGCAAAGAUUGUCUAAAGCGCGGCCCCGAACGAGUUCAGUUCCUGGAACGCUUGCGCAGGAUUUCCCAGUUUCAGGAGUGCUAUGCCCAGCAUCAAGAGUCUCUGCAGCAGUCACUGGAUUCGAGCUUCACCAUUGAGGAUCUCAAUGUAGCCAUGAAGAAUGCUCUGGAAAAUUUCGAUGCCGAAAGUUGUGGUCUAGUGACAAAAGCGCCAAAGAUACAGUGCCAAAUUGUUGAGGAAUCGUUAUGUCCUUCCACCGACGCCGAUGUUUCCCAGCUGUGCAAGUUAAAGAAGGAGCUGGAGGCCAAGGCCAAGGUAAAGCAGAUAUGCACCACCAGACUAGAGGAGAUCCUCAAGUUCGUAGAUACCAAAAUCUACAUUGAGGUUCGUCCGCGCUACCUUCUACCCGAUACCAACUGCUUCAUUGACUGUCUGGAAGACUUUGAGAAACUGUCCAUGGAGUUUAAGCGCUACACUCUCAUCAUACCGCUGACGGUCGUCAAGGAAUUAGAUGGCCUCUCCAAGGGCGUUAAACUGGACUCUUAUAGGAGCUCUAAGCAGACGCAGCGCAUCCACCACUUUGACGAGGUGUCGUCGCGGGCCAAAAAGUCACUUGAAUUCAUCAAGUCGGCUAAGAGUAAUGUGAAGUGUGCUACCACAAAGGGCUCGUUUGUCAAUGCUUCGGUAUUUGCCUUGGUGGAGGAGGAGUAUCUUUCCAACGAUGACAAAAUUCUGGCAACGGCUGUGGCAGUAUCUAAAACAGCUAAAUCCGAACAGUGCACAGAUGGAAAGUGUUUCAUUCAAACGGAACUAGUACUCAUUACCACCGAUCGUAAUUUGAGAGUCAAGGCAUUAAGUCGGAAUUUGGCAGUCAGUGCGUUGGAUGAGUUUCUGCAGUGGGCAAAAGAUUGUCGCGAAUCAACCUGAAAGAUGAUUUAUAUUGAAAGUGGACUAACAAUGUAAAUGGACUUGUCUAUCGACCAGCUGUGCGGUGCGGAGCGAGCCCGAGCUAUUAUAUUACCUACAUUAUACACAAAUGACGACUAUGUAUGUCGGCUUCGGCAGAUUCAGACACAUACGCUGGAUACGCGGAUACGUACACAACGUGGGUUCCUAAAUGGACUGGACACGGGUACACAGGCGUGGAUGAUCUGGUGCUUCCCUCCGCGGUGAUGCCAUUUUAAAGCACAUCACGUUGGCUUCCACUUAUCUAAUUUGUCCUUUCUUACCACUUCAAAUGUACAUUUUGUGACCUUCGAAUUAUUAAAUCACUUUGGAUUGUUCAAA
Molecule: messenger RNA, 3301 nt
Organism: Drosophila elegans
Lineage: Eukaryota; Metazoa; Arthropoda; Insecta; Diptera; Drosophilidae
Gene: Smg6
Product: telomerase-binding protein EST1A
Exons: 10
Coding region: 95-2941 (948 amino acids)
Biological process (GO): nuclear-transcribed mRNA catabolic process, nonsense-mediated decay
Cellular component (GO): telomerase holoenzyme complex
Molecular function (GO): telomerase RNA binding; telomeric repeat DNA binding; protein binding
Source: RefSeq, a predicted model, not a curated record